AUAGCCCGCCUACUUUCUUUGCUAGACUCCCAACAGAAUCAUCGGUUCUGUUGUGUUCUAGCAUUUUUGGGCUGUGGACUUUUUUUCUCCCGGAAGUUGGAAUGCGUAAAUAUUAUGAUCAGUGGACAGCGAUGAUUAGCGGAUGGAUGGAGCUGCUUCCUAUACCGUCCAUAUGUGACUCUGCGCUGCUACGUGUCCUUCUCCUGACGUUGUCUCUUCUAUGUGCUGACGUAGAAGCUCUCCAGGUGACUGGUGGAAGUGUGACAGUGGAACAAGGAGGUACUGCUAUCUUAUCAUGUUAUGUCACUGGUACCAAUGAUGACCUGACACAGAUUACCUGGCAGAGGAAGACGAGAGAAAAACCUCACAAUGACAAUUUCCUCACUAUCCUACCCAGAGAGGGAGUGCAGUUUGUCAAUGGAGGUGAUGAUCGAUUUAAAUAUAUUGGGAAUUUUAACAACAAUAAUGGAACACUCCAGUUAUCCAGUGUUGCCCUGAAGGAUGAAGGCAGCUACACGUGCAUCUUCACCUUGUUUCCCAGUGGAAAUCAGAAGAUUGAGAUUCCUCUAAACGUGCUUGUGCCUCCUUUCACAAGCGUCAAGGACAAUCUUCCCACUUUGGGCACUGAAGAGGUUUUAUUUGCUACGUGCACAGCUGCUGGAUCGAAGCCUCCUGCAGAGGUGAGGUGGUUCACUGGUGCUUUGGGAGACAAAGUGAGGACGACGGCAAACUCCACCCAGUAUGACAACGAUACAACUACCACUGUCAGCUCGUUGUUUGGUGUUCCUACGAGGGAGAUUAACGGUCACCAGGUCCAGUGUGUCAUCAGCGGUGACUCUCUGUCUAAAGAAGAGAGUCUGCUCUUCACUAUACAGGUCUACUUUUCUCCCACAGAAGUGAACAUUAGCGUGAUUUCAGAGGACUCGUUCGAGUGUGUGACAGAAGCCAAACCAAAUGCAAACUUUACCUGGAGCAGAUCCGGCCAGUCUUUGCUGGAGUCUUCUGUCAAAAUAGACGGUGCAAAGCUACAACUGCUGAGCCUGACCUCUGAUAUAAAUGGCCUUUAUCAGUGUGAAGCAUCUAACACAUAUGGAAGUAAACGUGGUCAGCUCUAUGUGCAUGUGGCAUCAGGAUCGUGCUCUGCUGCAUGGGCCUUACUUGGUGUUUUUAUAUGUGUUUUUUUCCUGAGCAUCGUUGGGGCUGCAGUAUGGUACUUUUAUACACAUGAAGAUCAAAGGCGUAGGUUUACACUUUUUUGGCAGCGUGUCCCAACAAAUGAACCAGCUGGUAACAGUGCAGCGCAACAAGAACAACAUCAGAUGGAGUAAUCUCUGUGACAGCUGUGGAAGCAAAGGAUGAGCAAUAUCUGGGCUGAAUGCUCGACCAACAUGUCAUUCUAGAGUCAGCUACUAAAUGAACAGAUGAAGAACAGGUGGAGGUACUUGGUGUCCGUUUAUCUCUCUGCCCCACUUUUGUUUAUCAUGUCUUAGUUUUUAAUGAAGUUUCUUUAUUGCUUUUUCUUGUACUGCCAUGGCAUUUAGGUUCUACCUUGACAUACCAGCUCUGGCUAAUAUGAAUGGCAGUUUUUCUGUGACAUUUAUAUCUCCUGAUAACACAAGCCGUUAAGCUAAGGAUUUCAACCCACAGGGCUUCUGUUUAAAACAGUGUUAUCAGUGUUAUCAGUACACCACAGAGCCUCACACAGAUAAUAGGUUCAGACGGCACAAACAGUCAAGUGAAGCACACCGUCUGAUUACCAUAUAGUACAUAACACUUGAAAAAUAGAGCCCCACCCUUGUUAGUGCACGGCAGAUGUUUUGCUUGGAAAUCUAACAUAAAGCAACAUACAAAGAAAUUUGAAAGAAAAAAAAAGUAUUUUAAAAAAAUCAUAGUGAGGUUUUGUUACUGUGUUGAAUUAUUGGUUGUUUCGUUUUGUUUUUUUAAUUAAUUUGAAGAAAAUCAAAGGUCUUCACCCUUGAAAUUUUUUAAUUUAACUGUAAAAAGCAGUACGUUAUAGCAUUUUACAGGAGAGUAUAGUUACAAAGGUCACAUUUCUCUCAUUAAUCAUUAAUCUUAAUGACUGUAUUAACUUAGAUUACAUGCUGGUCAAUGUUUAAUGUGAAACUAGAACAGAACACCAAAGCAUACACACUAAAAUGCUGGAAAUUCUGUGGUGGUACUCAACACACUGCAGUUUAAAAGUCUGCUUCAGCAGGAAAGAAAAGUUUGAGAAAAUUAAACAAGCUAUUUAUGAUUUUAUAGUAUUCACACACGUAAUAAGUUAUUAGUUCGAUGUUAUCUUCCUAUUUUCGCUCUUUGUCAUAAUGUGCAGUGUGAGGAAUAAUAAAAAACAGCGACUGAUCAGCAAGAGUAACCAAUUGAUACAGAAGUAAAAGCAAAGAUUUGUCAAGGUGUAGGAAAGAAGUAUUCCCUACAUCCCCCUUCAUGAAUCACCACCUUAUCGCGGUGAAGGGGUUUGCGUGCCUUUCUGAUCCCAGGAGCUGUGUUGUCGGGGACAGUUUGUCCCUGGUAGGGUCUCCCAAGACAAUUUGUUCAUGGGUAAAGGGCCAGACCAAGUGUGAUUCAAAAGAGUUCGAUGAUGAGAAGUUACUUGACAAAAUCUUGGUUACCAGUGCCCCUUCAUAAGGCCAAACAUGGUCAAGGAGCUAUUUUUGGAAACACCCAUUAUUCAUGGGUCCUGGCUGACCCCAGUUACUCCAGUGAACCCAUCACCUGCUGGACGGGCCAUAGUGGUCCAGUGUUACGUGGAUCAGGUGCUAAAACUGGUUUGUGAUAUACGGUGAUAAUCAAGUGUUCCUUUUUGAGCAGUGUACUUUGUUGAGUAUCAUACAUAAUGAGAAAGGUUUUCUAAAAUGUCCGCUCAGGCAAAACAAGCUUUGUUAACGAUUCAUAACUCCAGCUGCUGUAGGUAGAGAGCAGUGACCAGUCUAUAAAGUCACACUUCAUACAUGGAUUUAUGAAAUUUAUUGCUAAUUAACAAACAUUCAUUGUAUUAUGAUUAGAUUUUUUCCCACCAGAUUUGUCAUAGACUGAAAUAUUAUGUGAUAGAUCAGAAGGUGGGCGUAUUGUGUGAGGAUGUUAGCGUGAUGUCAAGUUGAAAGUAAAAUUUUAAUCAUAUUCCAUGUUUUCAAGUGUUAAGUGCUUAUUCUAAAUUAUUAUCAUUGAAUUCGGGGGAGGGGGGGG
Messenger RNA from Maylandia zebra (zebra mbuna), 3204 nucleotides. Its product is annotated as nectin-4. Gene Ontology annotation, biological process: heterophilic cell-cell adhesion; homophilic cell-cell adhesion. The record is from RefSeq and is a predicted model, not a curated record. Gene Ontology annotation, cellular component: adherens junction. NCBI's taxonomy places the organism in Eukaryota, Metazoa, Chordata, Actinopteri, Cichliformes, Cichlidae.